UUGGAGAGGGUCAGCCCCCAGUUUGUCUUCGUACUAGGUACCAUGCAAACCCAACCAGAAGGAUAGAAACCAUCCUGGACCAGUCAGGUCAUCCCCAUUCAUAACAAACUCCAGAAACUUCACCAAAAGGGGUUGGGAUUGCUUUUUUCUGCACAACAAAGCCUAACAAUAGGUGAGGAAAACCCCACCAGACAAUCACAAUGUUAUCACAUUCUGCCAUGGUCAAAGAGAGGAAACAACAAGCAUCAGCCAUUAUGAAGGAAAUCUACGGAAAUGAGUCAGAUGACCUAGACCUUGGAAAGAAAAUCAGCAUCCCCAGAGACAUCAUGGUGGAGGAACUAUCAAUACCCAGCAACAGAGGUGCAAGGCUAUUUAAGAUGCGUCAAAGGAGAUCUGACAAGUACACCUAUGAAAACUAUCAUUAUUUAGCAAAUAAGCAAAGGAAUCAUAGUGAACCUAUGCAGAAUGUUAAAAUGGAAACUAGCAGUGCCGAAGCUGGCCAACAGCAUGCACCAAUGACACCUCCUAAUACACCUGACCCACGGAGCCCACCAAAUCCUGAAAACAUUGCACCAGGAUAUUCUGGACCACUAAAGGAAAUUCCUCCUGAGAGGUUCAACACUACUUCUGUGCCAAAAUAUUAUCAGUCCCCCUGGAUAGAAGCCAUCAGCAAUGACCCAGAGCUGUUGGAGGCUUUAUACCCUAGACUGUUUAAGCCUGAAGCAAAGUCAGAGCUGCCUGACUACAGGAGCUUUAACAGAGUUGCCACUCCAUUUGGUGGUUUUGAGAGAGCAUCAAAGCUGGUUAAAUUCAAGAUACCAGAUUUUAAUCUACUGCUGCUAAAUGAUCCCAGGUUCAUGAUCCUCGCUAACCCUCUUUCUACUAGGAGGUCCUUCAACAGGACUCCUAAGGGAUGGACGUCUGAGAAUAUUCCCAUAGUGUUCAUCCAGCCUUCGGAUUCCAACACUGUUCCAGAAACGGAUGACCUGUGAAAAGGAAGCUGUUGUUUUAUAUUUGAUACAAAAUGCUGAAAGCUGACCAUAAAAAUCAGCAUGUAAUUAUUUUGACUUUUAAUAGAUGCUCCUUGCAACAACCUCCCUUGGUAAUUGGAGUCUAACUAACAACUUCUGUUACAGUAUCCCUUUUCAUGAGUUUAAAUUAAUCUACAGACCUAAUAUAAAUAAAAUAAUUUGGCAACUAUUCACUGACACGUUUUUGACUUUUGUCUGUCUAUACAUUUUACUUGUUUCACUUUUAUUCUUUAAUGAAAACUUAAUGUUGUUUCAAACCUUUGCAUUGCCACAUUAAGAGCAGUUGUAAUGAGGAAAAAAUGACUCUGACAUCAUGGCAUUCCAUUUCUAUUCUGGUCCUAGCAGAUCCUCUCGAUACCAUGUCAGAUUUGUUCAAUAUACUGUCAGUACUGCCUGCUUAUCCUGGGAUUUGGAAAUGAAGCUUGAGUUCCAAUCUUGUUCCCUAUGAGGUUAAAGCUCUUCAGUGAGAGCAGACUUAUCACUUAUGUUUUUGCUGACUCUUGUAUCACCACUAAUAGUAAGUUUAGCUAGACGUUUGUAGAAAGUAUACAGUAGAUAUAGUUAUAAGAAAGAGAGACUAUAGAAUGGUAUGGUGAGAUACAAAGGUUAUACCUACAUGAGUUUGAGGUGGCUCUGUUAUUCACAACUGCAAAGACCUGAAUGACUGAAGUAUUUAUGCCAAAGAAGUACUAAUAAAAUGAGAUAGGUCAUUAUAUCAAAUGAGUACCCUGCUUGAGAAAUGCUUCCCUAGCCCUUCAAUAGCCAUAACGUAUAUAUGCAUAAGUGGUUUUUCUUUUCUGUCCAGGUUGCAGACUAGAAUUGGGGCUUACUACAGUGUGUAAGAAUUUUCUUGCAUGUUGUACAGUAGUAAGCCCCGAUGUAUUAGGAAAGUGAAGGAUUAGGCUGAACAGAAGCUGAUAUGAUCCAGAUACACACAUGAAGCAGAUAAACUAAAUAAGGUGCCAUUUUUACAGUGUCUUUUUCAGAUUACAACCACAUUUUUAAUGAGACAAAACAUCAAUGUAGUAACUGAUAUAAAGUUUUACAAGAUCCACAACUACAUGCAACCCCAAACUUUAGAUCACAAUUAAACCCCACCCUACAGCUAUGGCUAAAAUAGAGAGUUUACAGCAGCACAGCUGCUCCUAUGCUGCUACUCUGCUGUAAGCUCUCCAGUGUAGCCACUCUAAGCCAACAGGAGAGAGCUCUCCCAUCAGCUUAAUUACCCUAGUCCCCGCGAGCAGAGAAGCUCUUCCGCCAACAUAGCAGUGUCUACACCAGCGCUUAAGUCAGUUACGUCUCUCAAGGGGGUGGCCAAUAUACACCCCUGAGCAACAUACGUUUUGUUGACUUAAGCUGUAGUGUAGCCAUAGCCUAUAUGAUGUAGCAAUGGCUAGACAAAUGAAAUGCAUCAAGACACUACUUUUUCAAAGGCAUUUCUCUAACUGAUGGUAUUGAUCCAUAAUGGGUUCAGCUACAAAAGUGAGUGAUUCAGCAAGGAUCAGAUGUGACUGAGGUAAAAAGUCAUAGAAUAAGAAGUAAAAUGGGAAGAUCGGAAGGCUUAAGAGAGUUAAAGAGUAACCAUAGGUGAAUAGUUUCAACACUGGAAAGAGGUCAUGGAGGUAUAUUUCCAAAUGAGUUGAAGCCUACCCUCUACUUUUGUGGUUGUAAUUUGUACCUGCAAAAAUUGCACAGGCAUUUGAAUUGUAGUUCAAGUCAGGUAGCUAGGGAUACAAAUUCUCUGAUUUCUCACCUGCAAUUGAUUUUGGGGCCCAAGGUUGAAUAUAAAUUGUACAGGUGUCAAUUGCACCUACGAAACAGAGGUUAGGCCUUAGCUCAUUUAAAAUUUAACCCCAUCCAGCCCAGGAGUCAGUUUUAGGAUAUUUAUUGUUGUUAACAUAUAAAAUGAUAUGGGUAAUGAUACUAAAUGUGAGUUCCCCAAUUCUACAGGUGUCACAAAGAGAUUAGAGGUAAAGUAAAUAACGAGGAGCAUUACAGCCAGAUUCAAAGGGAUCAGAAUAGUUUAAUGAUUGAGCCAGCAGAUGACAAACACAUUUCAAUGCAUCAAAUUGCAAAAAACUAUUCUGUGAGCAUAGAUCAAGUCAGGGAAAUAUGAGAUAAAUAAAAGAAUAAUUCAGCAUUUUAAUCAAGAAAAGGAUUUGCAGAUUAGCAGAUUAGCCUACACUACAAGUUUAUGUUGGUAUAACUAUUCACACCCCUGAGUGAUGUAUACUGACCUAACUCCCAGUGGCUUCUCCUGUUGACAUAGCUACCACCUCCCACAGAGUUGGAGUACCUACGCUGAUGGAAGAAGCUCUCCCAUUGGCAUAGGUAGAGUCUUCACUAAGCACUACAGCACCGCAGCAGCCCCCUCCCAUUCCAAAUCAUAUUAUGCUAGGUCUCAAAUGUGCAAAAUGAUCCGCUUGAUCCACCUUUACUGUGCAGAGUUCCACUAAAGUACACAAAACUCUGUACCUGUGUAAAGGUCCACUCAGGGAGCUUCAAUUUGCAGGACUGGAAAUUUAGGGCCUUUCCAUUGACUUCAAUGGGUUUUGGAUUGGGCAUUUACUUUGUGAGGCACUUGCAAGAUGCCAUUGGGAUGUUCCAUGCAGUUACAAUACCACUGGAAAUAUAUUAUUGUCUUUGGAUAUGUAGAGAAGGGCAAUGCUGAAUAGUCUAAUCCAUGAUUCAAGAGUAAGGAUUUGAGUUUAUCCUUGCAGAUAAAGAGAUGGCCUUGAGGUGACAGAAUAAAAGUUUCCAGGGACUGGCAAAGUCAAGAGAAACUUUUUUUUUAACAUUGCUUCUUCUAAAACUAAGGAAUAUGACUGAGAAAAUGGAUUAAAUGGGAAACUGAGGUACAGCUAUUUUAUGCAUAGGUAAACAACCUUAAGGAAUAAUUUACCAGCAAAGGUGACUGAAGCAGAGUACAAAUGAGUCCAUGAGACACUUAUAUUUGUUUCCAGUAAAAGAGAGGAUAGUAGGGUCUGAUAAAAAUGCAGGAAGGUAGAGGAAGUAAGGGCACAUUUUGAAAAGGCCAGAAGUCCUUUAUAUGUAUAUUGAGCUAGAAGGUCGUUUCUUGUCCCUAAAAUUUUCUGUGCUUUGUUCUCAUUUACGAAGGGCACCUUUACACUGCUCCAGUAAAGAUUUCCAUUGCCAGAGUGUUUAAAGGAGCCUUAGUAUAAAUGAGAAUCAGGUCCUCCAUUUUUCAAAUUAUGCAAUAUAUUUUGUGUGAUAUUCUUCUCCUACUAGAGUAAGGAGAAUCAAGUGGAGGGGGAGUACGUGGAUGAAAAACUCCAUAGAGUAAAAGUCCUCAAAGAUAAAUGCAAUGUACUCCUAUUUAUUCAGAACAAAUGUCAAGAAAAAAAUCAGGGUUCAUGGCCUCCAAUGGCUAUAUAAGGCUGAGGAUAUGCAGGUUAUCAGCUGUAACUAUGAUGUUGUUUGUACAAAGGUGGAGUUGGAGAUGGCAGCAGCUAUGUGUUGGAAAGAAAGCUAGCCUUAAAUCCAUGUGGUCUUCCUCCCUUUUUCAACAAGAUCUUUAGCUAAUUUGUUCUUCUACUUGCUGCAUAAAGAGUAUCUUUGAUAGCUGGUUCCAGGAAAUGAGAAUGUGCCUCCCAUAUUACAGUCUUAUGUUACCAAGUAUCUGCCUUUAGAAAGAAAUGUUAGACUGAAGAAGUUCUCAUGUUUAUCCUGUACUUUGAUGUAAAGUUCCCUAAUUACAUAUAUACUUCUCAGAGGUCCUGAUUGUGUCAAUCUGUCUGAUUGUUCUUCUUCUUCAUAAUCCAAAUAUCUCACUCUUUUGGAAAUAAAUCCAGAUUAUAUUAACCCCAAUAAUGUGUGCUUUAAUUC
This is a messenger RNA of Dermochelys coriacea (leatherback sea turtle), 4877 nucleotides long. It is a transcript of the gene MYOZ2, whose product is annotated as myozenin 2. Bases 201 to 992 code for a protein of 263 amino acids. The transcript is spliced from 6 exons. Gene Ontology annotation, molecular function: actin binding; FATZ binding; telethonin binding. Gene Ontology annotation, cellular component: actin cytoskeleton; Z disc. NCBI's taxonomy places the organism in Eukaryota, Metazoa, Chordata, Testudines, Dermochelyidae. The record is from RefSeq and is a predicted model, not a curated record.